Molecule: messenger RNA, 955 nt
Organism: Cyprinodon variegatus (sheepshead minnow)
Lineage: Eukaryota; Metazoa; Chordata; Actinopteri; Cyprinodontiformes; Cyprinodontidae
Product: endonuclease domain-containing 1 protein-like
Exons: 2
Coding region: 5-949 (314 amino acids)
Molecular function (GO): nucleic acid binding; hydrolase activity; metal ion binding
Source: RefSeq, a predicted model, not a curated record
CAGAAUGUCUCAGAUCAUGAGGGGCUCCCUGCUCUCCUUGUCAGCAGCCUUGCUUCUUCUGCUGCCCUGGUUCAAUGGUCUGGCAGAAGGUGAGGUUAAGAAGGGCUUCAAGGACUGUCUGCGCUUCUUCUACAACAAAAAGCUACCGACCGGUUUAGGUGGAGAUUACAGCGAUCUCAGAGAGUACCAGCCGAUUUGCCAGCGCUACAAGAAUGACUGGCGCUUUGCCAGUCUGUAUCACAAGAAGAGUCGGACUCCUUUGUUCUCCGCCUACAUAAUGUCUCCUGGAGAAGGAGGGCGGCCUGAUGACCCCUGGAUGUAUGAACCACGGUUGGCCAAUCCCAAGAGCAGUUGGGAAAUGCAACCUUUCCAAACUCCUGUUCCUAAAGAUGUCAUUGAAAGCCAAGCGGUCCUUGACGACUACAAGAACUCAGGCUUCACCAGAGGACAUCUCGCUCCUAGUAGCCACCAGAACACGAAAGAGGACAAAGAAGCCACCUUUACUUUGACAAACAUUGUUCCCCAGAAGGAAGAAUCCAAUUCAGGCCCCUGGAAAACAUGGGAGGAAAAAGUCAGGAAAAGUUUUAAGAACUACUGCAAAGGUGAAAUGUAUGUUAUAACUGGUGUCAUUCCUUAUGAGUCCAACACACCCCUGAUCAAUGGCAGAGUGGCUGUUCCUGAGUACAUUUGGUCUGCUUACUGCUGCCCCAAAUAUGCAUCAAAGCUCCCUGAAGAAGAGCAGAAGUUCUUUCCUGCAUAUGGUGCAGUGGGAAGAAAUGAUCCCAACAGCAAUGACAAGAUUGUGAAAAAGACAGAGAAUUAUCAUGGUUAUGAGGUGAGGGAGAUGCCAUUGGAAAACUUAGAGAGCGUCCUGAAAAAGAGAAUGAACAGGAAAGGAGAUGGCGUCAAUCUGUUUGAUUCAAAAUGUCCCAAACCUAAAAAACCCUGAAUAAGG